UAAACACGACUGUCUUUCCAGAGUAUAGAAUCCUGGCACAAAAAAGCCAACAUGGAUAUAUCACUAAGUGAUGAUGAGUAUGAACAUCUCUUCCCACAAACUUCGGAGAUGUCCAGUAAUUCAAGGGUCUACUCUGUCAGCACAAGUACACCAUUUCCCGAUCAUAAAAUAUCAGUGUUUUCAUCAACAACUGAUAGUGGCUAUGCCUCGACACCUUCUCAAGACUUCAGUCUUGAAAGCAUUGACAAGAACAGAUCUAGUGCCACGAAGAUAUCAGAUGUUCCCAAGCUGCAACUUGGACAUGAAGAAGAUACGGAACAAAACACCUCACGGAUUGAUUGCUUUCCUGGCACUCCUGAUAGUGCUCUUGGAAGAUCCAAAAAUGCCACACAGCACUCUCAACCAGAAGAGAUUACUGAGCAGUGUACUACUGAAUAUGGUUUCAGUUGCCAACAUUUGGAACCAAAUUGGAAGAACCUAGCUUUAAAGACUAGCCAUAGAACUAUAUUGACUAGACAAGAGGUUGAUCCAGUAUUGGUAAAGCAGGCACAAUCAGAGAUGGUUCGUCGAGGAUUCGUUCCAAAUAGGAAACCAAUUGGAGCAAAAAUGGGGCUUGAUUCCAUAGAUUUCAUUACAGAAUUAGGCUCAAAAGACCUCUACCCUGCAGUUAAGUCUAUUCUCAGUAUGCUGAGUUCUCCAGACCUGUGCAGAGCCUCGUGUGUAAAUAAGACGUGGUGUAGGAUAAUCAAAGAGAACAAGCAUGCAAACGAUACUCGUAUGGCGUUUUUAAAAAAAAGAAGAAAGAAGGUUACAUCUGCUGAAAAGGAAAAUUCGCCCACUAAGCAUGAUGAUACAGCUGCGCGUGCCCUUACUGCCAGCAACGGUGCUUUCCAAGAAGUGCAGCAAGUUGGUUUACUCAGUCCAACAAAACGUAAGCAGGCCGCUCUGCCAAUCAUUCCGGCAGCAGUGAGCAGACACCUGAGUUUUAAAAAGGAAGGAGAAGCAUUGACCAAUGAGCAAGAACUGAAGCCCUGCCCGAGGUGUAAUUCUCCUUCUGCAGUAGUUAAAGUAAUGGAAAAAGGAUCGUGUACAAAUAUUACUUGCAUGUUCGUUUUCUGUACUAAAUGUAGGUUAGAAUUCCACAGUUCAAAAGCAUGUGCAGUCGGUCGGUAUAAAAAUCCAUCAAGUUCUGUAUGUAGUCGAAAAAGCAAAAAGAACCUAAAGCGUUUGUGACAAUUUACGACUAUCUGACUACGCAGUAUCUGCAACAUGAAUGUGCCAACAAAUAAUAAAUAUUUUAUUAGUUUUCUGUGUAGUUGAGAUGUUAGCAUAAUAUACUCUUGUGAAUCAAUUUCACAGCUCUGUCGGCAUGAGCUCUGUUUUAUCAUGGUUUUAUAAAUUGUCAAUUAGAUACAUUGUAAUACACUUUCUUACGUAGUAAUUUAUAUAGAUGGGCUGACCAUAGUGAACACAUAUAUGUUAGUGUGGCAGAUAUUUAUGGAACAAUGAAGCUAUGAUUUAGCAAUGGGUAAGUAGGAUAGCGUAAGUUAAUUUCAAAUCACGUAGGCUCAUAAUUUUGAUGGUGAUGAUGGCCCGUAAGCCAACGAUUUCAACGGCCGUUGUACAUUUUUAUAGACAGAAAUAUAAUGUCAACUCAUGAGUCAUGACAUGUCCCUUUGUUUUUGAAAGAUUAACAUAUUAUAUUGUACAGUUUUGGUGGGAGGGUGGGAAUUAUCGCAUUCUCACUUAUCACAGUUUACAAUUAUCAACAUUACCACACAUGACGAAUAAAACUGUUUUUUAGAUUUUGAGAAAUUAAGUUCAAUAUAAUGGUGUUUGUUUUGCAUGGUUGUGACAAUGAUGAUAAUUGUGGGCAGUGUCUCAGGGCAUCUCAGACAAGUCAAGUUAACCCAUAGCACAGUGUGGUUUUUUAAUUAAUUUUUCAUAAAACUUAUGUUGAUUAAAAUUGUUGUCGAAGCAGAGUAAAUUAUAAUUAAUUAAUCUCAAUUUUUCCAAUUCAAACUUAUAGCGCACUUUAGAGACAUUGAUGUUGUAUUUUCACCAAUAACUAAACAUUUUAGUUUUACUAAAUUACUAACUGCACUGUAGAUAUAUAUCAGGAGUAGAUAAUAGAGACUAUUAUCUACUCCUGAUAUAUAUAUAUGCAGCCACAAUUGAAACGCAUUUCUUAUCAUGCAGUUGCAGUAACUAAUUAUUGUUUUGAGCGUAUUGGCGUUGUUAAGGGUGUGUGGCACUGCCGACGGAUUUUAUGUUUUGUAUUAUAUAUUUCUGUAUGACAUGAAAUUAUAUGUGUACAUUGAAGGAUAUCAGUUGCAUGUGUAAAUGGGAUAAUUAAAAUAAAGUUUGUUUACGCCGUAAAUC
Molecule: messenger RNA, 2382 nt
Organism: Priapulus caudatus
Lineage: Eukaryota; Metazoa; Priapulida; Priapulimorpha; Priapulimorphida; Priapulidae
Product: F-box only protein 43-like
Exons: 4
Coding region: 52-1233 (393 amino acids)
Biological process (GO): regulation of mitotic nuclear division; negative regulation of meiotic nuclear division
Cellular component (GO): nucleus
Molecular function (GO): zinc ion binding; protein binding
Source: RefSeq, a predicted model, not a curated record